Molecule: messenger RNA, 1282 nt
Organism: Meleagris gallopavo (turkey)
Lineage: Eukaryota; Metazoa; Chordata; Aves; Galliformes; Phasianidae
Product: gametocyte-specific factor 1-like
Source: RefSeq, a predicted model, not a curated record
UUGCUAGGAGACGCCGCGCAUGCGCAGAGGGGGAUAAGUGGCAGCACAGCAGGUGGUUUCUGGCUGAGGCGCUGGGGCGAGGCGGUGCCGUUUGACUCCGCUCCGCUUUUCUCUCUACGCCCUGAAGGCCUUCCCGGCCCGGUACCGCAGCCCUUCCCCACUAUGGAGGUAGAAGAUGAUUUGGAUGAUCCAGAGAGAUUAAUACAGUGUCCAUAUAAUAAACAACAUCAAAUCAGAGCCUGUCGUUUUCCCUAUCAUCUUGUGAAGUGCAGGAAGAGUCACCCUGAAGUUGCAAAGUUAUUGGCCACGUGCCCGUUCAAUGCUCGCCAUCUCGUUCCUCGAGCCGACCUCGUUGAUCACAUAUCGAAGUGCAGGGACAAGGGGUUCAUUGAGCAUGAUAUAGCACACUGUUCUUCUGGCUUCCAAAGAGAUGAGGUGAAUGCUGUAAGCACAUGGCAGGCACCUCCAUGUGAUGAAGACUGGGAAACAGAGUUGCUAGAGCAGCCAAAUUCCCCUUUUGUUUGGGGCAUGACCAACUCUGGCAUAAACAGUUGCAGUGUCAGCUCUGGACAAAAGAAUUACCUUCCUUCAAGUGUACGUGCGCCUGAGUCCUCCCCAUAUGCAGCAUCAUGGAAAGACUAAAGCAUCCUGAUCGUGUCAUUGCGGCUUCAAGCCAUAAGCCGUCACUUCAUCGUGUGGGUGCAUGGUGUUUCAAUUCAUACAGUAAUGGGGAAUCCUCUGUGAAUUCCUUACAACAUACAAUUCUAGCAUGCAAUCCUUACAACAUGCAAUUAUGCAGUCCUUACGAUGUUCACGUACACAGGUGAAAUCUAGACCUAAGUAUUUGUCAAGUUUCCAUUGGAGUUUUGCAGUUCUUACUUAGAGAAAAGUUUUCCAAUGUUUAGAGCAUGUUUGAAAGCUCUAACAUAGCUGUUCUUUCCUGAGGAUGGGGAAAAGUUUAGUUUACUAUCAGUACAUCUAGGACUGUGGAAUUGUUUGGAUUAAAUAGUAUGCUUCCUAAAAAAUGAAUGCAAAGUGCAAAAUAAGAUCUAAAUUACAAGCACGAAAAACUAAGAAACGACACAAGGUAUUUGUCUAGAAUAAAGUUAAUGCCACUGAUGUUUUGAAAAGAGUUCUCAAAAUACUGACUUCUUACCAUUAGUGUUACUGCCAGUGUAAAAUAAUGUUUGCUGACUAGCAUAAUGUGCAAAAUUAGGGUUGGUUUUGUCAAGAUUCUUGUUGUUCAGAAUGACAGUUCAUAAUAAAAAGAUUUUGAAUCACA